AUAAACAAUUUUCUGCUGUUUAGUGGCAUUAAUGCCAGCAAUGACUUAAGACGUGUUGGAUAUCUCUGUUAAAUGUGAAGGUGUUGUUGCGGAAAAUUGUGAUUUAUUCGCUCAUAAAUUGGAUUAUAUCAGAGACUCAACGGAUUUUGCCAGGAACUAUGGCCAAAUUAAAUUAUUAUUUUUCGGCAGUUAUUUUGCUGAUCGCUUUCAAUGGUUCGACGGCAAAUUGGGGUACGCCAGGUAGCGGACAGUAUCAUAUACAAACUGAUGAAGGUCCAGAACGAUUUUUUCGAUAUCAAACGGACAGUGGUCAAUUUCGGAAGGAAAAGCGUUUAGAAGAUGGAACAGUUAUAGGUACCGAGGCCUGGAUCGACGCUCUUGGUUACCUAAGACAGAAAGAUUAUAUUGCCGACAAUCAAGGCUACCGAAUACUAAAAUCAAAGACAGUAUUUGUUGGAGUUAACACACCAAUUCAAGAUGCCAUGAAGGCCGCCAAAAAAACACCAGCGUCAGCUGGAACUUUAGUCGACUCAAAAAAAUCAUCACAACUUCCAAAGAACACAUACCUAUCACCAACAACACCCUCCACAUACAUUCCACCAACUACUGCUCGACCAAAUUCAAUUGAUUACAAUCCUCUCGGCUAUGACCAUUACAAAUCGCCAACCGUUUUCAUUCAGCCGAAUGCAGCCCCAUUAGAAACGUAUCUACCAGCUAACCACUUCCCAUCCACAACGGAACGACCUAUUUAUGUGACUCCGAAUGUGAACUAUUUGCCAUCGUCAACAGUCUCAUCCCAAUCACCAUAUCGUAUCAAUGUGCCAUCGUCUACGAUUCAAACACCAUUCAAUGAUGAUGAAAUCUUACAUCAACCCAUUGCCGUCUAUUCACCAUCUACUACACCAGCCCCAUCCCACAUAGAUUACGGCACACCGAUCGCUGCGUACAGUCCGUCAGUAUCGCCUUCAACCACACCACGACCAGAUUUCUUAUCAACAAUUCAGUCGUCAUCUCCCCGACCCAGUUAUGGAGCUCCCAUCGAACAAAUAAAUAACGAACUAGCGUCACCAUUUUCACCCCAUUUCAUUCAAUCGACGACGUCACGACCAUACAGUAGCCCCUCAUAUUCAAAUGGUGGCUUUGCCGACGGAAAUAAUAACGUGGAUGUGCAGCCGCUAUUCAAUCGAAACACUUUCCGCAGACCAAAUCUACCAUCACAACCGAACCAAUACUACAAUCAGAUUGGCAACAGUUACGAUCCCAGCAUCUAUUACGAUGGUGUAUCACAAACUCGAAAUGGAUUUAAAUAUUUCCUGCCUCGACAAUAUCAUGAAGAAGACAACUCCGAUCCGGAACGCAGGGACGGAAGUUUCGGUUACAUUGAUCCAUUCGGCAUUCGACGGGUGGUCUACUACAAAACAUCACCGGAAAAGGGUUUCGUUCAUCGGAAAAAUAAUCGAUAUGUGGGAUUCGAUGCGACGCCAUACGAUCCAAGACCCGAAUCAUUUUAGACGGUUGCAUCUCUCUGCGUGAUAAAAUAGAAGAACGAUUCGAAUUUAAAUUGUGACGAUUGAUGGACGGAAGUAAAGUUAUUUGCUAAAAUGAGACUAAUUUACGGUACGAAUGAAACGUGAUGAGUGAGUGGGACGAGUGAAUGUGUGAUGUUUGUCAAAUGUGGGUGUCAAUCAACAAAACUUGAUGUCCAAGGAAUUUGUUUUUCUUUUUGUGUUCAAAAUGAUUGAACGAUCAAUCUGCAAAUCAACGUCUGAGAAUCUCCGGUAAAAAGUUUCACAAAAUCACUUUAAAGCAAUUAUACCGACAGGCCUACCCAAUUAGAACUUAAAAGUCUUACCCGAAUUUCAAAUAAUUUUCACUUCGGUGAGGAUAUCGAGCGUUCGGCCUUCCUAUAUAACUCUGAUAUAUGUCAAGUGUCGAUCAAAGUUUCCAAAAUUGAAGAACAGAUCCUCCAUGUAACAAGAAACACUUAACUUCAGAGCGAUCACAUUAGGUUUUGCUUUACAGAUUGCUUUUGUUACGAGCAUACAAGUGAGCUCUAGACAACCCAUAUCUAUACUGAACACUUAUAGGUGAAGAUAGAUUUGAAAAUCAACCUUCCUAAAUUGAAGUACCGGAAUGCGGUGAUUGAAUAAUGUCAUUAUCGUUCGGUAAAAUUAUUCAUCAAAAGUGAUAAGAACUGCACUACAAUUGCAUUAAGUAACGUUCCCACCUCGUAAAAAGUUACAGUGUGGAAAAAUCCACUGUGAAGAACGACAACUUGCUGAAUCGAAACAAAAAUUUGUGGAAUGCCGCAGAGGUGUUGUACAUUGUACACUCCGGUUACGCUUCAUUUUACAUAAAAUCAAUAAAUUGAUUUUUGACUUUGAAAUAUUUAAUUGUUUAUUUUUGUAUUAAACAUUGACCUUGCCCAUAUGGUAUACCGAAUGUGAACUACUUUAAUGUAAAAAUAUUAGGAAAAAUUUUUUUCAAACUAUUAUGAAUGAUCCCAAUCUAACACUCCAUCGUAAAUAAUAGGAAGUUCGGUAUGCUAAAAAUAAAAUUUAAUUAUUCAAUACGCCCACGACCCUCUUCCAUCUAAUAAUUAUUUAUGUGGAUCUUGUUUGUUAUGAUACAUUGAGGUGUAACAACAUUGAGGCGAACUCAUAUUACGUAUACGUUUAUUUUGUUGUUGGAGUCAUAUAAACUUCGUCAAAAAACAAUUAUGUAAACACAGAAGACAAUAAUCUUUGAUGUACUGAUUUUUUGUCUCGAUACUCGAUCAUAGCAGAUGUGAUAACUUUAUUAGGCAAAAUGGGUGUCAAUUGAAUUGAUUGAUAGCGAAAAUUGCAAUUCAUUUCAAAUGAUUUUUAUUUUGAUGUGUGGGAUACAGUCGUGUUAAAAUCAAAAUCACUGGUCCUACAGAACUCUAAUCAAUUUUCAAGACAUUACAUCCCACAUCAGCUUCUUACUAUUUUUUUCUCUCUUCUUGAUCUUCUAUCAAGUGUCUGUACGAACAGAGUAUUUAAUCGGAACUUUUGCACUUCAUCUCAUUCAUAGAAAGCUUUUAAAUGAAAUCAAUUAGUUUACUGUAACCGCAAAAAAGUUUUAUCUUUCCCUGCAUACACAAUUCAAUUCAUUCCACGUGUGACUGCAAGGUAACAUGCAAUAUUUGUAGUAUUUUUCGACUUGCUUAAGCUCAAUAAAAUAAGGAAGUAAGCUCUGCACUGCAACCUUUUCGAACUUACUGAUGUACGAUGAGCAAUAGCUAAUGUAAUCUUGUUACAGGAAAAUGUAUUUUCAAAUAUAUGAAGUAAUAGAUUUCGCGUCAGUCUGUUAAAAUUGCUUAGAUCAGAGGAAAUACUAGACUCGUAAUAAUACUAGUGAUAUGUUUGUUAUCUGUACCUACUGCGGAACCUAAAAGAAUUCGAGCUUAUAGGAAAAGAUACUAAAAUUUAACGUCUGAACUUGGGAUUCUCAGAAAAAAGAUUGGAGGCGAAGAGAAAAACUACUCCGAACAGACGAACAAACUGUUUGAAUGAAUGAGUAUAUGGAAAUUAAUUUAUUAACACGUCAUAUAUAUCAAGGCUAGAAGGACACAUUGAGUUGAUUUUCGUUGAUGUAAAUGUAAAUUUGUUUGCCAAUAAAAGUAUUAACCAUUUGUUUCUAAGAAAUAAAAACCAUUCGCUUAAGCAAUCAUUUAUCUAAUAAGACUUGCCAUAACUUUUACAAAUUCAUAUUCAUACCAAUUUUAAAAUUAAUCAAAACGAAUCAGGGUGCACAAUUUGAUGUUAAUAGUUUCACAAAAUAGAAAUGUUUAAAGGGAAUCCUUUUUUGUAAAAAAAAAUGUUUAAAUAAAGGUUGAUAUGUGAUCACGUUUCAUAAAUGUCGAGAAGUAAUUAAAUAAUUGCAAGAAAUGAUCGAUUCACGGAAAUGAGUUAAAUUUAAAUUCGUUCUCUGUCAAUAGAUUUUCAUUUUGGUUGUCGUAGGUUUUAUUUACAAAUUUUUUUUAUUGAAUUAAAAAAGAAUUUUGGUCAAAUAAAUUGCGGAAAUGAAUCUUUGUUACAGAGAAAUGAUUUUGUUUUUAGAAU
Molecule: messenger RNA, 4085 nt
Organism: Bradysia coprophila
Lineage: Eukaryota; Metazoa; Arthropoda; Insecta; Diptera; Sciaridae
Cellular component (GO): chitin-based extracellular matrix
Molecular function (GO): structural constituent of chitin-based larval cuticle
Source: RefSeq, a predicted model, not a curated record